Rhodotorula toruloides NP11 is the source of this 1107-nucleotide messenger RNA. Its product is annotated as D-amino-acid oxidase. The transcript is spliced from 6 exons. The coding region runs from base 1 to 1107 and encodes 368 amino acids. Gene Ontology annotation, molecular function: FAD binding; D-amino-acid oxidase activity. The record is from RefSeq and is a predicted model, not a curated record. NCBI's taxonomy places the organism in Eukaryota, Fungi, Basidiomycota, Microbotryomycetes, Sporidiobolales, Sporidiobolaceae.
AUGCACUCUCAGAAGCGCGUCGUUGUCCUCGGAUCAGGCGUUAUCGGUCUGAGCAGCGCCCUCAUCCUCGCUCGGAAGGGCUACAGCGUGCAUAUUCUCGCGCGCGACUUGCCGGAGGACGUCUCGAGCCAGACUUUCGCUUCACCAUGGGCUGGCGCGAAUUGGACGCCUUUCAUGACGCUUACAGACGGUCCUCGACAAGCAAAAUGGGAAGAAUCGACUUUCAAGAAGUGGGUCGAGUUGGUCCCGACGGGCCAUGCCAUGUGGCUCAAGGGGACGAGGCGGUUCGCGCAGAACGAAGACGGCUUGCUCGGGCACUGGUACAAGGACAUCACGCCAAAUUACCGCCCCCUCCCAUCUUCCGAAUGUCCACCUGGCGCUAUCGGCGUAACCUACGACACCCUCUCCGUCCACGCACCAAAGUACUGCCAGUACCUUGCAAGAGAGCUGCAGAAGCUCGGCGCGACGUUUGAGAGACGGACCGUUACGUCGCUUGAGCAGGCGUUCGACGGUGCGGAUUUGGUGGUCAACGCUACGGGACUUGGCGCCAAGUCGAUUGCGGGCAUCGACGACCAAGCCGCCGAGCCAAUCCGCGGCCAAACCGUCCUCGUCAAGUCCCCAUGCAAGCGAUGCACGAUGGACUCGUCCGACCCCGCUUCUCCCGCCUACAUCAUUCCCCGACCAGGUGGCGAAGUCAUCUGCGGCGGGACGUACGGCGUGGGAGACUGGGACUUGUCUGUCAACCCAGAGACGGUCCAGCGGAUCCUCAAGCACUGCUUGCGCCUCGACCCGACCAUCUCGAGCGACGGAACGAUCGAAGGCAUCGAGGUCCUCCGCCACAACGUCGGCUUGCGACCUGCACGACGAGGCGGACCCCGCGUCGAGGCAGAACGGAUCGUCCUGCCUCUCGACCGGACAAAGUCGCCCCUCUCGCUCGGCAGGGGCAGCGCACGAGCGGCGAAGGAGAAGGAGGUCACGCUUGUGCAUGCGUAUGGCUUCUCGAGUGCGGGAUACCAGCAGAGUUGGGGCGCGGCGGAGGAUGUCGCGCAGCUCGUCGACGAGGCGUUCCAGCGGUACCACGGCGCGGCGCGGGAGUCGAAGUUGUAG